AAGUCUCUCUUGAACCACGACCACAACGCUGACGAAGACAAGGAAGAUAACGAAGGUCUCCGGGAACUAAGCAACAAACUACUUUUAUAUCCUGUCUCCUGCGCGUUAGAAAAUUGCCAUGUCGAGGCCCAACCAUGCUAGUCGAGCCCACAAGGUGUACCAUGCGGGCAAACGACACAUGGAACUCAUCGCGUCUGUUAGUCGAAGCAGUGGUCUGGAAAAAGAUGGCGAUGCGCUGAGGGACUUUAAAGUACAAGAAGAGUACCGUGCGUUCAUCGAAGACAAGCUCCAGGACUACUGGAAACAGUAUCGCGAUGAUGCGAACAAGGUGGCGAGCAAGAAGCAGCGGGAAGACGUUGAGGGGAACCUUCUCAUAUUAUUCCGUAAAUUGCGAGAAGGCUUACUAUCAACGAAGAGGACCGAUACAUUCGCCUUAGAAGUCUACGAGACAUCACUACAUCUGUCAAUUCUCUUCAAUUCCCCCGGUCAAACAACCUCCAUCAUCACCCAUCUACUACCCCAUUUGUAUUCGUCUUUUACAGAACUGCCCUCGACCACCCGAUCUACCGCCCUCCUUUCCCUCCUGCAUUGCCUUGUAUCUGGCUACCCAUCACAAAGUCGAUUCUUUGAACAUAUGGCUACAUUACCGGAUGCUUUCGUGCCGAAGAAAUCAGAGCAGGGUCGUUGGAUAGCGGCGCUCGCUUGCAGCCUCCGGACUCGCAACUACACUAGGCUCUAUAAUCUGACCGAAAACAAGACACUAGUCACCUUGCUGCCUCAGUCUCUCCCGGACUGUCCUCCCAAAUCUGAAGUGACGCAUACGCUGAGCCAGGACAAUUCUUCUAACGGACCACGACAUCUGGCUCGUGACGCUCUAUUCACAUUAAUCGACAACCUACGAUCGAAGGCAAGAAACACGACGUCGCUUGUCCUUCGCAGUGCAUAUCGGGAGCUUCAUUGCGAUAUAUCAUCCAAAGGCACAACUGGCACUGUGUCCCCUACUUGUCAUUGGCUUUGUCGAUCACUAGCUUUGCCGUCUGUUUCGCCAGAGUAUGUGGACGAUGACACUGUUGUGUUUCUUAUCGACAAGUGGCUACAGGAGAAGCGAGCUGCUGAAGAAAUUAGACCCAAGGAAGGUGUUGAGGGACGAUGGAUACUCUGUAAAGUCAAAGCUUGACUACCUAAUACUUGCAGGUCGAAUUCGUUGGAUCCCUCAAAGAAAAGUGGGUAUAUUCAAGGUAUUUUAGUUCCAUGCUUGUUUUCUGUAUAGCUCUGUCUAGGAUCUCCUCUGCAUGUUGUAUCCGCUGUCUGGUGCGCAAAGGAAGAUAUUUUUCUGUGCAGUUAGGCGCUUGUGGAAGGCUUUGCCAUAUAGGGAUAUGCCAGGCUCGAUAAGGAAACAUUUGGUUUCAGUUUCAAACUCGUUUCAACUCAUCAACUCGGUCUGCUAGUUCUAACCCGAAUGAUAACUCUCAAGGCCAACUGAGGCGGAGGUCCCCAUUUGGCCGAACCAUCCGCAAUCGAGAAAUACAGUAGGGUACGAGAAAGCUAUCCGCACUCAUGACAUGUGUUAUUGUCAUGGGAUGGCUUCUCUGAAGUGUGGUACACUAGUGGACAUUACUUGCAGUCAUAUUGC
Somion occarium is the source of this 1633-nucleotide messenger RNA. The record is from the annotation of a GenBank genome assembly. NCBI's taxonomy places the organism in Eukaryota, Fungi, Basidiomycota, Agaricomycetes, Polyporales, Cerrenaceae.